AGUGGUGUUUGGGCUGCUGUGCUUUUGUGUUGGUGUUUGGUGCUGGUUGCGUUCACGCGUGGGGGCACGUUGCGACGCGGCGUUCGUGGUGUUGGGGCAGCCUCCCGCGGUCGCGCGGCGAUUGAUUUCUUGCAGCGCUUCACACAGCAGCAGCUCCAGAGUGGGAGAACUUGUCCGGCCCCGGCCGGCCCCGGCUCCGCAUUCGAGCUGAUUGGAGUCCUUUCGAAGCGUGAUUGUCGUUUUGUAAGGAUCUUCUGUUUUUUGCGUGCGCACUUAAAUCGGGUUUGAGAAGUUUGCGGCCCGCGCCAAAGCCUCAAAACACGCGACAUACAUAGCCACAGUUGCGCGAAAGCUGUCCACAGGUUCGCAUCACUGCUUCUGCAAACCUGCCAAGCCAAAUUUCGCUGUCGCUGCGCGCGUGGAGAGAUUACUGCACAGCACUCAGCCAAAAAAAGAAGCAGCCAUGCCAGUCACGAGCUCGCGCCUCCCCGGCUUCUUCAAGAAGUCCGUAGAGGAGCGCCGGACCACGGUCUGCGACCUCGCCGGCUUGAACGACGAAGAAAGGGAGGCGGUCGCGGCCGCCGGCGAACUGAGCGAUGAGGCCGCGGACCGCAUCAUCGAGAACGUCAUCGGGACCUACUCCCUACCGUUAGGAGUAGCUACCAAUUUCAUCAUCGACGGCAAGCACUACGUCGUGCCGAUGGCGCUGGAGGAGCCGUCGGUCGUCGCCGCCGCGUCGAACAUGGCCAAGCGCUGCCACGCGCGGGGCGGCUUCACGUCGGACUGCACGCCGCCGGUCAUGAUCGGCCAGAUCCAAGUGUGUCGGUUGAAGAUCGAUGCACAAGUAGCGAGAAACGCCAUUCUAGCGAACAAAACGAAGCUGAUCGAAAUGGCCAACAGUGUCGACCCUAUAUUAGUGAAGUUUGGAGGUGGGUGUCGGGACGUGGAGGCGCGCGUGCUGGAAACGGACGCCGGCACCAUGCUCAUUGUCCAUUUACUGGUCGACUGCCGCGACGCGAUGGGCGCGAACGCCGUCAAUACGAUGUGCGAGACGAUCGGACCCGAAGUUGGGGAGCUCUGCAAAGGUGUUGUGGUGCUGAAGAUCAUUUCCAACUUGGCCGUGCAUCGCUUGGCGCGGGUCAACGGUGUUUUUACCGCCAAAGAGUUGUCAACGUCCGGUGAUGAGGAAGAGGGCCGGUCCAUAAUAAAUGGGAUCCUGGAUGCGUACGCCUUCGCCAAGGCGGACCCGUUCCGCGCGGCGACGAACAACAAAGGCGUCAUGAACGCCAUCUCGCCGAUCGCCGUCGCGACGGGCCAGGACUGGCGCGCCGUCGAAGCCGGCUGCCACUCGUACGCGUCUUAUAAGCACGGGCGCGUCGCGCCGUUCGUGGCGUGGUCGCGGAAUGGUGACGGCGACUUGGUUGGGUAUAUUGAGAUGCCGGCACCCGUCGGUUUGAUCGGUGGGGCAGCUAGAGUACAUCCGUGCGCGCGCGCGUGCGUCAAGCUUCUGGGCGUGAAAACGGCCACGGAGCUAGGUACGGUGUUGGCCGCGGCGGGCAUCGCCCAGAACCUCGGUGCCUUACGAGCGCUGGCGACGGUGGGCAUCCAACAGGGGCACAUGAAACUCCACGCGAAGAACCUCGCGGUCCAGGCCGGGGCCGCGUCGGCGGAGGUGGACGCGGUCGUGGCCCGUGCGACGGCAAGCGGUCGGGUGACGGCCGCGUCGAUCAAGGCCGCGUUGGAUGCCGAGCGGAGCGGGUUGCCCGUCCCGCCCCAGUAGCUCAUUAAGACACACUAUUACUAUC
Messenger RNA from Pelagomonas calceolata, 1805 nucleotides. The record is from the annotation of a GenBank genome assembly. NCBI's taxonomy places the organism in Eukaryota, Pelagophyceae, Pelagomonadales, Pelagomonadaceae.